AUGCCAACAGGAAGAAUUAACCAGGGGGAAGGCAUUAAGGAAGGGGCCGUAAGAGAAGUUCAGGAAGAAACAGGGAUUAAUACAGAAUUUGUACAAGUGGUUGGGUUCAGGGAUGGUCACAAUGCCCCUUUCGGAAAAUCCGAUCUGCUCUUCGUGUGUAUGUUGAGAUCUCUUUCUUCUAAUAUUGUUGUCCAAGAUACCGAAAUUUCAGUAGCCAAGUGGAUGGCGAUAGAAGAAUUUGCAUCUCAACCUAAAAAUCAGCAAAGCAAACUCCUAAAAGAUAUGAUCGGCGUGUGUGUUGCCAACGUCAACGGACAAUGUGAAGGAUUUUCAGGCAUUGGGAUAUCGUCCAACUCGCGCAAACCCUCUGCUUUCUUCUGCUCUGCCCUUAAUUCUGAGUAAAUUAUCGGCAUUUGCAAACUGAAGAACAAAGAUAGAAUGGAUUUCAGCAACUUCAUUCAAUACAUUCGUCCUAGUCAUGUCUAGAUAUUCCUAGCACGCUCCAUGUAACAAUGAUUUCCUCGAUAGAAUAUUAUAUUUAAGUUAACAUGUUGAACGAGUAUAUUUUUUUUAAUCAAGUUUUGAAAUAAAUACAAAUUUUUCAAUUAUAUUUGAAAAAUAUUUGUAUUGUAUAUUUGACACUAUGAUCAUUUGAA
Messenger RNA from Cryptomeria japonica (Japanese cedar), 656 nucleotides. Its product is annotated as nudix hydrolase 2-like. The coding region runs from base 1 to 402 and encodes 133 amino acids. Gene Ontology annotation, molecular function: ADP-ribose diphosphatase activity; NAD binding; NADH pyrophosphatase activity. The record is from RefSeq and is a predicted model, not a curated record. Lineage: Eukaryota; Viridiplantae; Streptophyta; Pinopsida; Cupressales; Cupressaceae. The transcript is spliced from 5 exons.